AUGAGCGAAGGGCCGAAGAAUGCCAUCCUAUUCAAGGGGGCUGAUGUCGUUAGCAUGGACAAGAACAUCGGGGUGUGCAAGAAUUGCGAUGUACUAGUCCAGGACGCUACUAUCGUGAAAGUCGAACCGAAUAUUGAAGCACCGGAAGCUGAAGUCAUCGACGCUCGCCAUUGUAUUAUAUCUCCUGGCUUCGUCGAUGGACAUCACCAUAUGUGGCAGCAAUUACUGAGGUCAAUUGCUACUGAUUGGUCCCUGGCCGAUUACCUGGUUGUUAUUCGCCGAUGCUAUGGGAGCUUGUUCACUGCGGAGGAUGUUUAUGCAGCGAAUCAUGUCGCUGCACUGGACUUGAUCCAUAAUGGAGUGACCACCGUCGUCGAUCACUGCCAUAUCUUGAACUCCCCUGCUCAUACUGAUGCCGCAAUCAAAGCGCUGAAAGACUCUCUGAUCCGCGGAGUAUUUUGCUAUGGCUUCUACGAGAAUCCACAGCUGCCAAGCGAGCACAGCAAGUUCGACGCGACCAGCUCCGAAUUUCGGGCAGCAGCGAAGACUGAAGACGCUAGGCGGGCACGCAAACAACAUUGGAAGACAAAUUCGUGGGAGACAGAUUUGCUCACCUUUGGUCUAGCCCCAGCCGAGGCCGAGACAAUGGGCAUCGACAACCUUCGAGAGCAGAUUGCACUAGGGCGCGAGCUUGGAUCCACGAUUAUCACCGCCCAUGUUUCGUUGGGACAAUACGACCCUGGUCAACAGAUUGUACGACAGCUAGGUGAAUCGAAGACUUUGGGAAAAGACCUCCUUUUCUCUCAUGGCUCGUCCUUCACAACGGAAGAGUGCGAGUAUUUGGCCGCCGCCAAGGCAGGUGUUGUAUCAACACCCGAAACCGAGCUACAAAUGGGAAUGGGACGCCCGGUGGCUUUCAGAGCGGAGGGACAUGGUUGCCAUGUUGGGCUAGGGAUCGACAUAACUUCCAACAACGCAAAUGACAUGUUCAACCAAAUGCGUUUACUGCUUCAAGCGGAGCGCGCUCGCAACAACGAAGAACUGGGUGCCGUCCCCGUCAGAAUCAAACGCAGGUCUCUCGAAGCUCUUCGUAUGGGCACACUGGGUGGAGCAGAAGCGCUCGGCAUUGGUCAUCUUGUGGGAAGCAUCACACCCGGCAAGAGAGCGGAUUUGAUUAUGGUGCGCUGUGAUGAUAUCAACGUCGUCCCUGCCGUUGAUCCCGUGGGAGUACUGAUGUUCAAUGCCAAUGCCUCAAAUAUUGAUCUCACCAUGAUCAAUGGGAAAAUAUUGAAGAAGAACGGAAAGUUGGUGCACGCAGAUUGGCACAAGUUAAGGGAAGAUGUCCGGGCUCGUACGCAGAGAUUGGUCGAUGCUGCUGGAAUUAUCCUGGGUGACGAUGCUGCGGGCGAGGAGUCAACUCUUGCCGAGUUUUCAAAGAUGAUGUCUGCAGCCUAA
Molecule: messenger RNA, 1455 nt
Organism: Exophiala aquamarina CBS 119918
Lineage: Eukaryota; Fungi; Ascomycota; Eurotiomycetes; Chaetothyriales; Herpotrichiellaceae
Exons: 1
Coding region: 1-1455 (484 amino acids)
Molecular function (GO): hydrolase activity, acting on carbon-nitrogen (but not peptide) bonds
Source: RefSeq, a predicted model, not a curated record